Nannizzia gypsea CBS 118893 is the source of this 3204-nucleotide messenger RNA. RefSeq names its product polyphosphoinositide phosphatase. Gene Ontology annotation, biological process: phosphatidylinositol dephosphorylation. Lineage: Eukaryota; Fungi; Ascomycota; Eurotiomycetes; Onygenales; Arthrodermataceae. The record is from RefSeq and is a predicted model, not a curated record. The coding region runs from base 1 to 3204 and encodes 1067 amino acids. Gene Ontology annotation, cellular component: intracellular membrane-bounded organelle. Gene Ontology annotation, molecular function: phosphatidylinositol-3,5-bisphosphate 5-phosphatase activity. The transcript has a single exon.
AUGGAGAGCUUCGACGAUGUGGCUCUGUCAUUAAAGACAGUUGCAGAAAUGGGUUCCUUUAGUGAGCAAUCAGCUGCCUGUCAGCCACAACCGCACGAGCCUUCAGAUAUCAGGCGGACGUCGUUUGAUAACGCUGCUCGACAUGAAGAUGAUGGGGGCGCUACUAAUGCUAUAGAAGACCAUAAUAGCCUCAACUCCUCGCUAUCUGACUCCCCGGCAACCGCCUUGAACCAAUACGACCCACAACGGACACACGGGGAGACAAAUAGACAAACACAACAACACGCAGCCAAUUCAACGACCAUCGACAACUCCAUUGACGGACGCCGUGGCUCAACAAGCAUGCUGAUAUUUGAAGACGAUGGUGAAGGCGGUGAUGAGGAGCCUCAUGUUGCUAAAUCGUUCGAGAGAACCACCUCGCCAACUAAUGCAACGCAUAGGGGUCGAGAUGACCCUGACACUAGAAGCGAUGGCAGUAGCAUCGGGGGCGUGGGGCAAGACGGGGAGCUUCCCUUCGCUAAAAUGCACAAAUUUUCGUUAUACGAAACUUCUACAAAGUAUUAUCUGGUUGGAAUGGAUCUCCUUGACCGACGCUUCCGGAUGCUAAAGAUUGAUCGCACCUCAGAUCCUGAGGAAGACCUUGUCUUUGCAGAAGAUGAGACUAUAUACUCAAAGAAGGAGAUGAAUCAACUUCUCGAUGCUGUGGACGAUGGCAACAAAAGCUCUGGCGGGUUGAAACUGCGUUGUAGCACCUGGGGACUCUUGGGGUUUAUACGUUUUACAGGUUCAUACUAUAUGCUUGUUGUGACAAAACGAAGCCAGGUUGCAAUGCUAGGGGGCCACUACAUUUAUCAAAUAGACGGGACAGAGCUUAUACCAUUGGAGUCUCCUGCUACGGCCAAGCAAAGGCCUGAAAAACACGCAGACGAAUCACGAUUCGUUACGGUGAUGAAUAACAUCGACUUGACACGCUCAUUUUACUUCAGCUAUUCGUAUAAUAUCUCCCGUACCCUGCAAGACAAUAUUGUUUCGGAGAGACAAGCGAUCAGAUCAGGCCAGAGAAGCUACGGAAACCGUGACCACAACUCUAUGUUCGUUUGGAACCAAUAUUUGCUAAACCCUGUCAUCAAGUCUCUCAAAAACGCAUUUGAUUGGUUUCUGCCAAUCACCCACGGAUACGUUGACCAGUCGGCUAUAUCGAUUUACGGACGGCUUGUAUACCUGACUCUAAUUGCUCGCCGGUCCAGGUUUUUUGCCGGUGCUCGGUAUCUUAAACGUGGCGUUAAUGAUCUUGGAUAUGUGGCCAACGACGUCGAGACCGAGCAGAUUGUUUCUGAUAUGCUUACCACAUCUUUCCAUGCCCCCGGCCCUGAGCUCUACGCGAAUCCGCAAUACACUUCCUAUGUCCAGCACCGCGGGAGUAUUCCUCUAGCUUGGACGCAAGACAGCACUGGAGUCACACCCAAGCCUGACAUCUCAUUGAGUCUAGUUGACCCCUUCUAUUCCGCUGCGGCUCUCCAUUUCAACAACCUUUUUGAAAGAUACGGCAGCCCUGUCUAUGUCCUCAAUCUUAUUAAAGGCCGGGAAAAGGUUCCACGUGAAUCCAAGCUGCUGACAGAGUAUACAAAUGCCGUGAAUUAUUUGAACCAAUUUCUCCCUAGUGAUAAGAAAAUCAUAUACCGUGCUUGGGACAUGAGCAGAGCAUCAAAAAGCCGUGACCAGGACGUUAUUGGGACAUUAGAAUCUAUCGCAGACGAUAUCAUUCCAAAAACAGGGUUUUUCCGAAACGGUGAAGACAGAGCAUCGGGCCUGAGUAUGCAAAAUGGAGUUGCAAGGACAAAUUGUAUUGAUUGCCUCGACCGAACAAAUGCUGCUCAAUUCGUCAUUGCAAAACGCGCUCUAGGAUAUCAGUUGCAAGCCCUUGGUUUAAUUGAUCAUACGUACAUUGAUUAUGAUACGGAUGCUAUCAACACGUUCACAAAUAUGUGGCAUGGCCACGGAGACACCAUUGCUGUGCAAUACGGAGGUUCACAUCUCGUGAAUACUAUGGCCACCUACAGAAAACUGAACCAGUGGACAGGUCACUCCCGCGAUAUGGUGGAGAGCUUCAAACGGUAUUACAACAAUUCUUUCCUCGAUGCUCAAAGACAGGAGGCAUACAAUUUAUUUUUAGGAAACUACGUGUUCUCUAAAAAUAUUCCAAUGCUCUGGAACCUUUCCACGGAUUAUUAUCUACAUCAUUCCGAUCCACGGACCUGGCUUGCAACAAAUAAACAAAACUAUAUAAAUUGGUAUAACGAGGAACACCUUCAAAAGCGAGAAAUGCCGCCUGCUCCAUCAGCUUCCUCAGCUCUAGCAAGCAAACGUAUUCGAGAAUUUGAUGAUUACUGGCUUGAAUACUAUCGCCCAAGAGCUAUAUCCACCUUUUCGAAAAUGUUUUCAUUUAAAAUGAGAACUAAAUUGCCAGAUUAUCAACUUCAAUCAAUACAUCCAGGAGAGCAUGACCUUAGCCCCUUUGUGGUUAGAACAGAUCAUGAGCCAGAUCAUCAACGUGAUAGGAAACAGGCGCCGAAUAAACGGCUCACGAUUCUAGAGCCCUCCGACGAGUUAAAGGAUAUGAAGUCAGGGUCAAACAAUGGUUACUCGGGUGCCAUGCCUUUACAGCAUUGGCUUCAGCCCUCAUCCGGAAGACUUCUUCCCCAAGCCGGUAUUUUGAAGGGGACUCAAAACGCUCAAGCUGCAAAUUCCCACACCACUAAUGAUCCAGUGACUCUCACAAGUGCAUAUAGCCAGCCUCCAUAUAACGCCACAAAAGCUCAGAUUGCGCAAUGGAGCUUCGGCCAAAUGAUUGCCGAUUCUCUCAACCCAUCCCUCUCCUCCGCAGAGGCAGAAGAAUACGAACGAUAUGUUAAUCACCCGCUUAAGGUGCCGCUGGUUGUUACUUCGGAGGCCUCACUGACCGCUGCAUCUUUGGAAGAGAGAGGCUCAAAUUUAGAUCUGUUUGAAUACGCAAAUACGAGUAACCUGGAAAAUGCAAACUUGAGCACGAUCGCUGAGAGUAGCAUGGUGGACUACACAGAUUUCCUAACAGUUGGAGAUGAAGGGCUUACCGUUAACCAGGAUGACUAUGACAAAAAGCGCUACAAACGUUACCGACAAUGGCUAAGGGGGAAGAGCUUAUUUAAACAAGGCGUUGAAGUAUGA